AUGGCUUCGGUCACUAAGCUUUGCGAGUAUUGCUCGCUGAUCGACUUUAGCUACCUUCGCAACCCUACUGCAGCGGAAAUUGACUCUCUCAACGCGGGCGAAAGGCCUACUGAGGAUCGAUUUCCCCUCAAGUUUGGCCAGCCUAUCGACGGCGACCCGAGUUGGACCCUGGGUCGCACGAGCCGAAUCCGUGCCUCGGCGGCCACCUGUGUCUUUUGCGAAGCUGCCAAAGAGGUUCUUGAUCAGUACAAUGAUGAGCUCAGGAAGUUGGCCGGUGUUGGCUUGACGGAUCCCUUGUGCUAUGCUACAUGUGACAUUGCCGGGGCCUUACAACCUCCGAAGGGCACUGCUUGGGAAGGAGCUCAGCCCGGAGAGGCGAAUCCGGAGUUUAUCAUGAGACGUUUGGCGAUUUACUUCAUUCCGUUCGACGAUAACACCAAAAACGGACUAAAUCCUGGACGUGUGGGUUUCAAGGAGGCAUCUUGGAAGCGGAUAUUUCACUGCUUUCAGACGUAUGAUGCCGCAAUAUCGCAGGAUUCCUUCAACGUGAAAGCCUUCUUUGGAGGCACCCAUGAUCCAGGCGAUAUCCUCUUUGUGGGGAGAAAGAGACCAUCUAAGGUGGACAUGCGUCUUCCGAUUCAAUGGCUUAAACAUUGCAAGGAAAACCACGCCUCAUCGUGUGGUUUUGCAAGAGCGGAAGAUCAAGACGAAGAUCAAGACGGAAACCAAGGCAUAGCUGGAGGCUCCAGGCAUCCAGUUCCUGGACAUAUGCCUGGAUAUAUGCCUGUGUUUCGUCUCAUAGAUGUCGAAACGAUGGCAAUUGUGGAACGCACAGACGUACUACUCAAAGAUCUGAACUACCUGACUUUGAGCUACGUUUGGGGUAAAACCCCCCAGAAAGAGAUGUUAUUCGAGGCGAAUCGGAACAAGCUUCAAAAAGAGAACUCACUCAAAGGCCGCCUCUCUCGGACCAUCGAAGAUGCCUGCACAUUCACGAAAGACAUGGGGACUCGAUACAUAUGGGUAGAUGCUCUCUGUAUUGUUCAGGAUAGCGAUGCAGACAAAGCAGUGCAGAUCGGAAAGAUGGCGGACACAUACGUGAAUGCCUUGCUCAACAUCAUUGCUGCCAGCGGCAAAGACUCUCACGCCGGUUUGCCUGGUAUUUCAACUGACCGGAACCGGUUGCAGAAGGAGAUCACCAUAAGAACAUCGAAAUCCGAGGAAGGGAUAUGCCUGUUAUCCACGCUGAGCCAUACAUCAAGCCGAUUUUCAAACUUUACCUCGGACACGACAUGGUCUUCCAGGGGUUGGACAUUGCAAGAACGAGCCGUCUCAAGAAGGAGCAUCACGUUUCUUGACGAGCAAAUCACCUGGGCCUGUUGCGAGUCACACUGGAGUGAGGAGACCAACUCAGAGGCAUCCGCUGUUGUCUCAUGGUUCAACUUGUCAGGUUCCGAAUCCUAUCUCAAUUCGGCGUACAGAGACCGGUACGCACCUGAGAUGGAUGGCGAUCAGAUGUGGCACAAACUGCAUCGUCUCGCGCGUGAUUAUUCGAACAGAGAGCUCACUGGGGAAGGUGAUGCCUACGAUGCCUUCUCAGCUAUUAUUCAACAGGCACAGGAGAUGUCCGGAGAGCAAUUCUUAUGGGGCCUUCCGACCUCAAGAUUCGAACUCGGCUUGUGCUGGGAACCAAACUUGGAGGGGGUGAGAAGGCGUUCAGCCCUUACUACUCUCCCGACGACAUCUCUUAAGAAAAAGGUCUCAUUCCCCAGUUGGAGUUGGAUCGGCUGGAAAGGCCCUAUUGGGCUGACGAUUGAAGAUCGCCAUGUUGAAGCCGGGCUGGAUCCCGUGAUUUCUUGCUACAUUCUGAGACGCGAACCAUUGAGACUAGUUCAAGUCCGCCUCUCGUUCUUGGAUAAUCCUAAAAACCCACCUGUCGCAAGAGGAAGCUCUGCAGUUUUCCUCGAUGUGGUCAAGGAUCACUAUCCUGCUUUGACGACUGAAGUACUCGAUAGAACACCGGAAGAUCAGAUUCUAUUGUUCUGGGCCGACUCGGCGCGUUUUCGAGUGACGGGGCCCAUCAAGUCAGACCUCUGGCAGCCUGGCUGGAACCCGCUUGAGAGAAACCAGCACGCAUACUAUGUCCAGCACAUAAUUGACUCUGAUGGCAAAAAAGUAGGCGAAACUGGCCGAUGCAAAGAAAACUUUGCUGCUGGUGCAAGCAAGAGCGGAGAGUACGAAUUUGUAGUUAUCGCAGAAAACACGGCACCUCCAGAUUUCGAGAAGAAACAAGUUGCAUUGCAAGUUGCACGCAGAUCCGAUGGAGUUGCAUACCGCAUCAACAUUGCCGAGAUCAGUCAGGUUGGGUGGGAGAACGCAACCGUGACUCAUGGGUUGAUUGCACUGGCAAGCGAGGAGGGAGUGGCGUAG
Molecule: messenger RNA, 2430 nt
Organism: Colletotrichum siamense
Lineage: Eukaryota; Fungi; Ascomycota; Sordariomycetes; Glomerellales; Glomerellaceae
Exons: 3
Coding region: 1-2430 (809 amino acids)
Source: RefSeq, a predicted model, not a curated record